AUGGCGGAUGCAGCCACCCGCUUCACCAUCGACACGAAAUUUAGCGGAAGGCUAUCACAACUGGAGCCAACUGAGGAGAACAUUGUGAAAAGUUACGAAGAGAGAAAACCAGCAGUUGAUGUGUUUUACAUACAUGCCCCAUGUCGUGGCACCCCAGUUAAAACAUCCUGUCGGGAAUCAAUACGCUGUACAAAACCGGCAAUCGGGUUAUCAAAUUUCAACGCAGAUGAGGUCGAAGAGGUUAUUCGAGUGGCAGGGGAAAACAACUUCGUGAUACCUUCCGUUUACCAGGGCAACUAUAAUGCCAUUUCUCGGCGUACCGAGACAGAGCUGAUGCUAGUCCUACGCAAGUGGAACGUGGCGUUGCGUUCUAUGCAUACAGCCCAAUUUCAGGUGGAUUUCUGGCCAAAGCCCCCGAACAACUCCUGGACUUACACGGCCAAGAUGUACAAUGCCUUAUACAACAAACCUUGCAUGUUGAAAGCACUGGCAGCUUUUGUCCAAUUGUCAAAGGAUACUGGGAUUUCGCAGGCAGAGUUGGCCUACCGAUGGCUUCAUAUCCAACUAUUUGAGCUAGAACGAUGA
Messenger RNA from Penicillium verrucosum, 585 nucleotides. RefSeq lists its product as uncharacterized. Bases 1 to 585 code for a protein of 194 amino acids. The record is from RefSeq and is a predicted model, not a curated record. Lineage: Eukaryota; Fungi; Ascomycota; Eurotiomycetes; Eurotiales; Aspergillaceae. The transcript has 2 exons.